Oncorhynchus kisutch (coho salmon) is the source of this 2475-nucleotide messenger RNA. RefSeq names its product transmembrane protein 41aa (gene tmem41aa). The transcript is spliced from 5 exons. Bases 676 to 1518 code for a protein of 280 amino acids. The record is from RefSeq and is a predicted model, not a curated record. Lineage: Eukaryota; Metazoa; Chordata; Actinopteri; Salmoniformes; Salmonidae.
AUACGCCUACUAAUCGACAGGAACAUGUUUAUCUACAUUUCUACUGCGUGCAAUAUUAUCCUAACCGUACCAAGUUAUUUUUAACUCACCUGAGCGCGUUGACAGGUGGAUUCUGAAGCGUUAUCAGAGCAACGGAUCCCGGGAGCCGAGAGUACGUGGCCAUUAUUGUUCUGGAGAAAAGUCACUCCGACUUCUCAUAUACCAUGGCGCGUGCAGCUGAUGUUGAACUUUAGAACAAGUGAGAUGGCGUGUUGCCAUCACCUUUACCACAUAUCGACUUUAAAAGUGAGUUUGUUGACUUGGUUGAGAAGGAAGUCUUUGGAUACUUUUUAAUUUCUUCAAUACGACACUGAGAUUUUCCCCAAUUAGUGAAAACAUAAAUUACUACAAUAAUUACUUUUCACAUAGUUUUAACCCUGUGUGUAUAUUCCCAAUAAAAUACGUGCAAUAGACUCACUGAAAGUGCUAAACGUGUUUAGAAUGGUAAUAACAAUAUGACCCCAUGUUGUUCAAUGACACAAACGUAGCGUUGAUAAUAACGGAUGUCACGUCACAGCUGUCCGUCUAGGCUCCCCAUUUUCCUCUUCGGUCCAGCGCUUAUUGUCGUCCCCCUUCUGUCUCACCCGAUACUUGGUUCCUGUAUUGCAUGUAGACUAACUAGCUUCUUCUUUAACUAUGCGGUCAAUUGUGGGUUUAAUUGUUGUAAUUACCGCCGCUACUCUCUAUCUGUACAUUCUGUCUUCUUACCUUCCGACCGGACCGCGACAACUCCCACCCAAAGCGACGGAGAACGAAGAAACGUCUGACAUCGACACUAACAAGGACAGUGGAGAAUUCAAAGAACACAGGCUGAAGUUCCCCUCAGACCUGGUAGAGCUGAGGGAACUGGCUGAGCUGCUCCAGUUCUACAAGACAGAACACACUGGAUACGUUCUGCUCCUCUUCUGUAGCGCCUAUCUCUACAAGCAGUCCUUCGCCAUUCCUGGCUCCUCCUUCCUGAACAUUCUAGCAGGUGCUUUGUUUGGCCCAUGGCAGGGCUUGGUACUAGCCUGUGUUCUGACCACUGUGGGCUCCACCAUGUGUUACCUCCUCUCCCAGGCCUUCGGUAAGCGCUACAUCACAAACCUCUUCCCUGGCCAGGUCUCCAUGCUGCAGCGGAAGGUGGAAGAGAACCAGUCCUGUCUGUUCUUCUUCCUCCUCUUCCUCAGGUUCUUCCCCAUGACUCCUAACUGGUUCCUCAACAUGUCCGCCCCCAUCGUCAACAUCCCUGUCACAUUCUUCUUCUUCUCCGUCUUCAUCGGCCUGAUCCCAUAUAACUUCAUCUGUGUCCAGACGGGCUCCAUGCUGUCUGAAGUGUCCUCUCUGGAUGACCUGUUCUCCUGGGGCAAAGUGCUACAGCUGCUGUGCAUAGCCUGUGUGGCUCUGCUCCCCGGGACCCUCAUCAGACACUACAGCCAGACACACCUCAAACUGGACAGCCUGGAGGAGAACAAUGGAGUCAACAAGAAGACUCAGUGAGGAGCGAACAAGGGUCUCCGCGUCCUGUGGAAAUAACAACACAUAGAGGAUGAAGUUGUAGUUGGAGUACCUUGGUAUUUUUGGGAUAGUCUGUACUCUCCAAGUUCAGCCUCCAUUUUGUUGGUAAGACCCUGAGCAUCCUGGGUCAGCCUGUACAUAUUCCUGUCAGUGGGCUGGAUACAGGAGAAAACAUGAUCAAAUAGGUUGGGAACUAAGGAUUCCUACAGUAGAUGACCUCACAGCAGAAGGGAGAUGUGGAAGUCUGUGUGCAUGUUAAGAGAUUGUAUGGACAGAGUCUAUGUCUGUGUGAAGGUAUUUUAAGACAUUUGUGUUUUUAUGGGUGAAGGGAGGAGACAUGUUAAUUCAAAAUCAUUGUGUUGAUGUUCUUGUUUGAUGAAGAUACCUUUAUUUUUUGGAUAGACAACAUUGUGUUGUUGGUACUGAUACACACGUACCUUUUGAAGUGGCCUGUGUUUCUGUUUGAAACAACAAGCUACCUCAAAGCAGAACAAGACAAUUCUAGGGAGGGAAAGGUGAGAGGUGAAUGGGGUUUCUACGUUAUUACAUAGGGAAUUGAUUGGGUCUCUUGUUUUAAAACAUAUUUUUCUGAAUUGUUAGACCUGUAUUUUAUUGAAACACAAUAUGAAACUGCCUAUCAGCGUUAGUGUGAUUGAAAUUUAAAGGCAAUGUUCCCGUGUUAGGCAAAAUGCAUUCACGGUAAAUGCUGCAUAUGUCAGCUCAGUUGGAAAUGACCUUUACAUUUAGAUUACGCAAUCUGUAAGGUUCAGUGAUUCAGAUUGAUUUUCAUCAGGACUCUCUUCAGUCACCUUGAUUGAAUGUAAAUACAAGGGUUUCCUUUUCUAAUUGUCAACAAGUUAUCAAUUGUGAGGAAUGUGUAUUUUUUCAAAAUGUAAAUGUUUUCUGUCUUAUUUGUCAAUAAAAACAACAACAACCAGA